Molecule: messenger RNA, 5235 nt
Organism: Bombus terrestris (buff-tailed bumblebee)
Lineage: Eukaryota; Metazoa; Arthropoda; Insecta; Hymenoptera; Apidae
Gene: Sk2
Product: sphingosine kinase 2
Exons: 7
Coding region: 536-2485 (649 amino acids)
Biological process (GO): sphingosine biosynthetic process
Cellular component (GO): cytoplasm; membrane; intracellular membrane-bounded organelle
Source: RefSeq, a predicted model, not a curated record
CAUAAACAGUAUAUGCCGUGACUUCGGUGUGUUCGAAGCAGUUUGAUGUUCGAAUGCGCGCAAGUACAGAAGAAGCCGAGAUAAUGGUGAGAUAAUUUCUUUUAAUCGAAAUGCAGAGUAGUACAUUCUUUUGAUUAAUCGUACAUGGUUCGGAAAAAAACUUGACUAUGUUAUGUGGUCGUGAUUUAAAUACCGUCCUUCCGUAAAAUGGAUUCUUUAAUAAGAGAUAAUGUUAUGAGUGUAUUACUCGGGAAACUGCACGUGCUUCAUUAAAUUCGCAACACAACAGUUCAAGUAAUUAAAUGAUGAAAAAAUGUCUGAGAGAAUGAAAGAAUCUAGCAAGAGAAAUUAACUCGUUAAGUGAAUUGGAAACUCUUACUUAAAUGGAAUGGUACAAAGCAACAAUUCUUUACCGUGGCAAUAAAGGAAACUUUAUCAAGAUAGGAAAGAGAUGUCUGUUUAUCACGUGCCUUAAUUACCACGAUAAUGAUCUUCUUAUGGUAUGAUUAUCAAUGUGAUUGGCGUAUCUUACUGAAUGACAGACAAUCAUCAGUGUGUCAUGGAGGACGGUGGUCAAGUGCAUUCUAACACUCUUCUUGAGGAAACAUUUUAUGUUACGUCGAAGAAAAACACUUACUACAAGGUGAGACUAACAGAAAAGGGUCUCAGCUUAGAGAAAGACAAUAAUGGUGCGACGAAGGUUGAAACGAUCGUUCUAAACGACAUAAUAGGGUGCAGAUGUAUGCGUUCGAAACGCAAAAGCGCGGGAAGCUGUGUUUGUGGACCAGGUACCUCGAGAUCUCAAUUUAAGCUGGUCGAGUCUGUGGAAGCAUAUCAAUCCUACGAUGAGUUUGACACUUCGGCCUAUCUUUAUAUUUAUGCGUACACGCUGAAGAAGGCACGUAUGAAAGGUAUCAAGAGACGAGAAAGGACCACGAUUACGCUACGAUUCCGCAGCUUUGACAAAUACGAAGAUAAUCUACGAGAGGCCAGCAGGUGGCGAUUAGCUAUAAAAUGUCUCAUUGUUGGCUUGCCUGUGCCUAAAAGUUUUAUGAGCCCCAGUCACGAGAAUCUGGAAUCGUUGAUUAGCGCGUGUCCAGGUGAGCAACGAAAGAUUCUGGUGUUGCUGAAUCCAAAGUCAGGACCAGGAAGAGGUCGAGAAACGUUCCAGAAAAGGAUCCAUCCGAUUCUAUCGGAAGCUGAGAGGCCUUAUGAUGUUCACAUCACCAAGUGUCCCAAUUACGCACGCGAGUUCGUGCGUACGAGGGACAUCUAUCAAUGGAGCGGACUGCUGAUGGUCGGAGGCGACGGUAUCGUGUUCGAAGUAGUAAAUGGGCUUUUUCAAAGGCCCGAUUGGGAGAAAGCUCUGAAGGAAUUAUCCCUUGGUGUGAUACCCUGUGGUUCCGGUAAUGGUCUGGCGAAAUCCAUCGCGUACGCUAAACAGGAGCCGUACGAUUAUAAUCCUCUUCUCGUCAGCGCACUGUCCGUGGUGAAGUUUAAAAAGGCUCAGAUGGACCUGGUACGCGUUGAAACAAGGAAUCAGAUUCUAUUUUCGUUCUUAUCGGUCGGCUGGGGUUUACUCGCCGACAUUGACAUUGAGAGUGAACGUCUCCGUGCAAUAGGCGGUCAGAGAUUCACCAUAUGGACUAUCGCCCGGCUGAUAGGUUUGAGGACAUACAAAGGAAAAGUAUCUUAUUUAGCUUGCGAUAAAGUACCGUCCGUGGAGAAUUUGGGUAAUGGCAAGGCCUACAAUGAGUACGCACAGGAAACGCAGAUAUCGCAUUCAAGGAGCUGUGGCGAUGAUUUAGAUCGAUACAGCAAAAUCAGUGAAUCGAAAAGCUUCCAUGAUGCAAUCGAUGGAGAUCCUGCUAUUUUUGAUGGAUCGUUUGAUAGCUGUGAUGAUAACGAAAUAAUAAGCGAUAAUAUCACUCUGGAAACAGAAGCUGAGAGAAGACAGAGGCUAGACAGCUUCUACUCUGCGACAUCCGCAAAGUCAACUUAUUUUAGCACGGGAUCAAUUUCUAGUUACCAUAGCAUCGAUGAUCCCAAUAAUGAAGAUAUUGAUCCAGAGAACAGUAGUCAAGUUAUGUAUGGUCCAUCCUCAAGGCUGCCUGCUCUAACUUCAGAAGUAUCAAAUUCUUGGACGCAAAUUGAAGGAGAAUUCGUUAUGGUUCACGCGGCAUAUCAGUCUCAUUUGGGCCAGGAUUAUUUCUUUGCACCUCGUGCCAAAUUGGCGGACGGUGUUAUUUGGCUUAUGAUAAUAAAAGCCGGAAUUACUCGAGCUAAUUUACUCCAGUUCCUGUUGGGAUUAAAUAAUGGUACCCAUGUAACACGGUCUGGCGUCGACAUGAUACCGGUAAAGGCGUUUCGAAUAGAACCAGAAGAAGGAGCGAACGGUUACAUUACGGUGGAUGGAGAAAAAGUAGAUUAUGGACCUUUGCAAGCCGAGAUAUUCCCAUCUUUAGCGUCGGUAAUGUCUCCUUGAUACAAAUUAGCAUUACACUUCGUACAGAGUUAGCAAUGGAAAUCAAAUUGUACAAUCCUAAAAUCUUAAGUUCAAUAAGAUAUAUGUUAUGGUAGCAUGGCCUGGUGACAAUACUGUAUUAAUAUAUUCCAGUUCGCAAUACGUAAAUACGAUUUAGCUCACAGAAUUGCGAUAAAUGUACAUCCUAAACUAUGAUAUUAAAUCGUUUCAUCAGAUGUAUACGAGUACAUAUGUAUAAAUUAGCGAUAUUAAUGUAGCCAUAAUUUGUAUAGACUCAACUUGUUAUUUCCUAGAGGUUUAUCGUUUGUACGACAUAAUCCGAUGCUGUUAUUUGAAACUUUACAGACGUGUUUUACGCAUCAAAAUUAAAUACAUUGAAAAUACUAAUUAGAUUAAAACUUUUUUUAUUUUAAUUAAUUUUUUUAUCUCGAGAUAAUUUUAUAUCAGUAGUUUUAACUGUAAUAAAAAUUAAAGUAUUCCUCAUGCAUUUUUAAGUACAUUCCUAAUUGCAUUUCAUAAAUAAAAUUCGAUUGAAUUUGCACCCAAAGGAAAUAAAAAUUUCAAAAAUUCAUAUAAUUUCUCUCCUACAACGCAUUCAGUUUCCAAAAAAAGUCAUUUAAAGAUUAACAGCUAUUUAACAUUCCUUUGUAUAACUGUAAAAAUUGUAUAGCUUAAUUCUCUUUAGAACCUUUCCAUUUAUAAAUAUUAUAAAUAUCUUAUACGUAAGUUUUUUAAUUGUUUAAAAUGUAUAAAACGUCUGGAAAUUUUCGGAAGCGGUUGAUGAACCAUACCAUAUAACACCGUUUAAUAGUGCUUACUAACUAGUUAUCUAUAAUUUUAUUAAUUAGCCUAAAUCCUAACUUUUUGGACUAUUUCCUAUGCGAUAUAUAAUAGUAUAACUUCAAAAUAUUUCAUGAAUUUUAAGCUAGUUUUCCUAAUCCUCGAUUUACACAACGAAUUGGUCAUGAAAGUUAGAUAUAAAUCGAAAUCAAUAUUAUAACAGUAUAAUGAUAAGUUGAGUAAUUCGAUGAUUAGAUGUAUCUUCCUCUUCGUUAUUUACCAAAGUAUUAUUAAAAUUCAUCAAGGAUUAACGAUAAUUUCCUCCGUUCAAUACCUUCUGGUUGUUCUUUCAGUAAUGUAAAUAAGAACAUGUAUUGUAUUUCUUAAACGAUUGUAUAGCAUAUAAUACGUUAUAGUUUCCAUUGUAAGCAUAAAAGAAUUAAUUUCGAUCUUCUCGGUCGAAUUUGUAAAGAUUCUAAUUCUAAUUCUAAAGAUUCUAAUUUUUUAAGCUUGUAUGCAUUUUAUCGACCAGGUUGUUAUUAUCACGCGGUCUAAAUGCUGGCAUACAGUAUUGAUUUAAUCGCGAUAGUUCUCAAAUCUUGUACAUUUAGACGCAUGUUAGACUAAAGAAAGAACAUGUCAAUCUUUCGAUACAACGCACAGAUACCGUCUUUUGACCUUACGCUUACGAAAUAUUUUUUCGAGACAUUAUUAGCCGCUAUAAGAACGACAUAAAAACAUAUCAUGAUAAUUAACAGAUAAUACGCGGCGCGUUAAAGAUGUAAUAUCUGAUUCAUAAAAGUGCACAAUUUAAAAAGAAAAGAAGAACUAAUAUCGAGGGGACACUAGAGAGGUGUCUGAUACUGUUAUAUAGUUGCGCUUUAAUAUCGAAACGAGGAACUUUCAUUUAUUAUAGAAAAAUUUCAUCGAUGUUCUCUUAGUUGCUAAAAGCAUUUUUAUAGGGAUAAUCGAUAUAACGUUUAACAAAUAUUGCGAUGAUUAUAAUUUGUAUAAAUUGUAUUAUUUUAUACGUGUAAAUUUGUGCCAAGUGAUGCGUAAAGAUAAUUAAGAAGUAUAUAGAUGAUUUUCUUUUUCUCUAUAUUAUUUCGUUUAAGGUUUUAUUAUUCUAUCUUUAGUUUUGUGCCAAAUCUUGUGUUUGUGUUUGUGUCAUAAAUGCCAAGGAUCGUCAUGUACAUUCGCAUAUAUUUCGAGAGGUUAAAACUUUUCACAAAAUAAAGAAACCAAUUAUAUAUAUUUAUUAUUUUAUUUAUUGAUACAUACUGUGCAGUACAAACGGGUUUGUAAAUUGUUAAUGUUUUCCCAAAAAUCAAAGGAACACAAGAAUUUUAUUCACAAAAGGCACAAAACAAAAGAACAGUAAAUAAUAUUGACAUAGUCCCACUUGUGCUAUUUUCAGACAAUCAAUUUCAUUUUAUAGCACAGUCAACAAGAAGAAAUCAAAAUUAUAAUCUUAUAAAUUAUGUACAAAAUAUAUUGCAAAUUCAGUAUGGAUAAGAUUUCAAUGGUACACUUGUAAUAGAAAAUUAAUGAUCCUUUAUAAUUGCAGAUAUGUUUACAAUUGCUAGGAAGAGUUCUAGUUGAUCCUUUCUAGUCACAUAACACAUUUGUAUGCUCCUUGAUGUUAUCAUUUUGGUAUCAAUUUAAGUAUAUAUAAAAUUUUUCCGAGAAAUGAAUUUACUUCAAUUAAGACACAUUUUUUUAAAUGUAUGCACCAAUAUAGUAAUGAGCUAAGAAACUAUCGUAAAUACUGAAGAAUGCUUAGAACCUCUAAGGAUCGAUAAUCAAAGUUUUGAGGUUAACUAUAAUGAUUAAACAAUUAUUUUAUAAAAAUGUUUUUUGUAGAAAUGUGACUAAUAAGGGUUUUUAACUUAAAGCAUAAGGCUGUAAAUGACAUUUUUGUUCGAUAUUUGUCCCAAAAUUUUCAACAAAUGUAAUUGUGUUACACAUGA